This is a messenger RNA of Stegostoma tigrinum, 3641 nucleotides long. It is a transcript of the gene sass6, whose product is annotated as SAS-6 centriolar assembly protein. NCBI's taxonomy places the organism in Eukaryota, Metazoa, Chordata, Chondrichthyes, Orectolobiformes, Stegostomatidae. Gene Ontology annotation, biological process: centriole replication. Gene Ontology annotation, cellular component: centriole; centrosome. The transcript has 17 exons. The record is from RefSeq and is a predicted model, not a curated record. Bases 280 to 2289 code for a protein of 669 amino acids.
CUCUUGGCGCCGGACUGUCGGGGCUGGCUCUUUGGCGGUGCUGUGAAGGUGGCGGGAACACAGCCGGGAACGGUCACCCCUGGCAACCGAGGGAGUGAGCAGAGCGACGGGCCCAGUCCAUCCGUCACCUGGAGCUAGCAGCGGGGCUCGGAGAGCGAGUCAUCCAGUAUGUGAGAGAGGGAAAGGCCACGCCGCGUCGUCACUCACUCACCGACGGGAUCUUCUCUUAAGGGCUGACCAUGAGGUGAAUGUGGCCUCACGAUUCGAAUCCCCAAAACCAUGGCCGAGGAGCUGUUCUGUCAAAGCGCCGCCGUCCUCAUCAAGUGCAAGGAUUGUGAAGACAGGAGAGAAAAUGUUCGAUUGACUGUCGGAUGGCAAUGCUCUUCUAAUCCAGUUCACAAAAAGGAAUUAACCAUCCGAUUAACUGAUGACACAGAUCCAUUUUUCUUGUAUAACCUUACAAUUGGUGAAGAAGAUUUUCAAGGUUUAAAGAAUCAGCAAGGACUGCUGGUGGAAUUUUCUGCUUUUCCACAACAAUUCAUAGAGCUUUUGGACCAGUGUAUCCGGGAACAAAGCAAAGGGGUGCCAAGGUUUAUGCUUCAGUUGGUAACUCAGUAUCAUGCGUUGGACUGCAUGCCUGCAAGUUUAGAUAUAGUAGAAACCAAUCCAUUCAAGCGCCUCACCCACCUCUCCUUAAAGCUGCUUCCGGGAAAUGACAAUGAUAUCAAGAAAUAUUUAGCUGUCUGCCUUCAAAUUGUGAAGGUAGAAAAUAGUUCCCUACGAGAAAAGUUGCAUAGAACAGAGGAAGAUUUAACAAAAAGAUUAAGCAUCACUCAACAGACCUUGGCUGAAAAAAGUAAAGAACUGGAUAGAUUACGUAAUGAAUGGGCUGCACAUACAAACUUGCUAGCAAACAAGCACAGCCAAGAGGUUACCACAGAACGGGAGAAGGCCUCUCAGGCUCAAGCACAGUACCAACACCAGCUGGAGCAGCAGAAGAAGGAGACAGAAGCAGCACACAAUCAAACAGUACAGCACUUAGAAAGCAGGCUAGCUGAAAUUGAAGCUAUCAACAAGGAUCUAACAGAGAGGAAAUACAAAUCAGAAUCAUCAAUACGAGAGUUGAAAGCCAAAGUAUCUAGCAUGGAAGAGGAAUGUCAAAGGUUAAAACAGGAAGUUCACUCACUGAGGAGGGAAAACACCACACUAGAUGCUGAAUGUCAUGAGAAAGAGAAGCUGAUAAAUCAACUGCGAACAAGGGCUGCUGUUUUGGAACAAGAAGUCAAAGAUAAAGAGCAAGUUGUUGCCAGGACAACAGAAGUCUUUGAAAGUACACAGGAACACAAGAAAAAUCUGGAAGAAAGUCUAGAACAAAAACAACAACAGAUGGGAAAGUUAGAAGCUACCGUGAAAUCACUUUCAGAAGAAUUAUUAAAGGCUAAUGAAAUCAUCAAAAAACUGCAGGGAGAUGUGAAAAAAUUAAUGGAAAAAAUUAGAUUGAAAAAUACUGUUACGAUGCAGCAAGAAAAAGUUAUAGGAGAAAAGACCCAAAUUCUGCAGAAGGAGCAGCAAGAACUAAAAGAAGCUCAACAGUCUCUAAGACAAAAGGAAGAGGAGGUUUGUAAAUUGCAAGAGCAGCUUGAUACCACUGUUGAAAAACUUGAAGAAAGCAAGCAGCUUCUAAAGACUAACGAAAAUGUAAUAUCCUGGUUGAAUAAACAACUGAAUGAAAAUAAGUUAGCAGCACUGCAAGAAACUCCAGUCUCAUUUGAUCCAUCAAAGAUAUCUAACAGCAAUUUGUCCAGACCUGGGGGUAUGCAGAAUAGUCUGCAAUCUUUGUUGCAACCUCCUUUUUCUGCCUUGAUGCCACAGCCUGUCUCUUCAGCAUCACCUUCAGAUAUUUACUCAAAGAACUUUGUUUCUACUGUACGAAUGAAUACUCCACCCCUGAAGCCUGGUGUAUCAGGACAUGGUCUUCAGGUGCACUUCAGUCCUUUGCAGCUAAAUCCUAGCAGCAUUCCUGCAACUGAAUCUAAAUCAGGCCCUUCAGCUUCAACACCAACACUAAUGCCUGUGACUUCUAAAAGUGAACCAGUUGGCUUGGACCUGAAAUACUUACACAAGAGAGAAGGUGGUAAACCAGUGUUGCCUCGAGCGGUGUCACUACAGAAGGCAUCAUGUCCAUCUAGCACAGUGCCCACACGUCCACCGAUGCCAAAGCAGGGAAAUUCACCACCAGUGAUGUCUGCCUACUUCCCUGGACAACAGCCUAGGCUCCCUGCAUCAUGAAGAAAGAGCAGUAACAAAACGUCUCAACUUGGAUUAUAGUCAGGAAAGGAGAAAGGAGUUUCCUUCCCAUUAACUUAAGAAAAAAGGGCCUCCAACACACAUCACUACAAGUUGUGUAGUGAUACAUGUUAGACCUAUUUAUCUUUUUUGUAAGAAAUGACUGAACUGGACAGUGGAAAUUAGCUAAACCCAGGUGCUCAUUCAAACUGCCAGAUUAAACUUUAUUGCCAUUUUCAGAUUAAUUUGCAUACAAAUAUAAUAUUCAUUGAGGGAAGGUCUUCCACACUUCCAACAGCAGUAUACCAAAGUACAUGUGAUAGGGUCGGGAGUCUGUAUUUUGUGCCUUAAAAAUCACUAUACUGGUGUGAUAUACAGAUAAUUUAAUAAAGAUAGUUUGGAGCAAUAAUUAGUCUCAACUAAUUGGUAAAAAUGAAGAACAGUGGUUUCCGUUACACAAUGAAAUUGAGGCUUCUCCCUCAACAAUCAGUCUUGAUUAUGUCCUGCUAUUUUCAGCAUCCCUUUGUCAGUUGAUACUGUUUUUUGAUUAUGUUCUCAGCAUUAACAAUAUUUUUGGCAUCGUGUUCGUCUUUUCGUUUUUUUAUUUUGCUCAAUCUAUCCUGACAUGUAGAAUUUGAACUGGGAUCGCACCCACGGUAUCUGUUCAUUCCUAAAAGAAAAAAAAAGCUGUUUCUGUACGUUCAGCUGUCUUAGCAAGCUUGGCAGAAGUGCACUGUUUGCCUUUUUAGGCAUCAAAUUUAAGACAGCCAUCUACUAAAUGAAACCAGUUUUUUUCAGUUUUCCUCGAACAUAUUAUUGGAACCUUACUGUAAUUCAGCAUAAACAGUCAGUAUUACAAUAUAGGAAUGGGUCUGCCCUGUAGGGACUACAGAAUUGUUGAUGAUUAGCCCUAGAAGGGGGAUGGAGUAAGUUCGUUCUUAUUAGCUGGACAGCAGUAAUGUACUUUUUGUAUCUGCAAAAUAUAUUUGAUAGUUGCAUCAUAAAGCAAUUUGAAUGCAUUUUGUUUUGUGAAAAUGCACUAUAGGAUGUUAAGUGUCAUUAUUUAACACACCCUAUCAAAUUAUUUGCCUGAACAUAUGGUCUGUUGCAAUUUAUCUGUGAGAUUCUGAAUUCUAUCAUUUCUAUAAGGUGACUAAUAUAACUGUAUCAGGGAUUUUAAAGCACAUCAGAUGUACAGUACUGGCAUUACGUUCCCUAUUGUGCUGUAACUAGUAAUUUAUGGCCUGUCGUACUGAGUGUAUGUCCAUGUACAAAUUGUAAAAUAUUUUGUAUUUAAAAUGAGUGUUGCAUACAUAUUUUGAUGGAAUAAAGUAUAUGUACUUAUGCAGAAUAAA